This is a messenger RNA of Spirodela intermedia, 237 nucleotides long. The record is from the annotation of a GenBank genome assembly. Lineage: Eukaryota; Viridiplantae; Streptophyta; Magnoliopsida; Alismatales; Araceae.
AUGUCGGGGGCGCAGGGGGCGCAGCCGAUGGGGUCGCCGACGGCGACGACGUACGAGUCGGUGGAAGGGGGGGAGAACAGGACGGCUAUGGGGUUGAAGUCCCGGGAGGACGAGGGGGGAAUACAGGUGGAGAAGGAGGAGGAUAAAGCCCAGCAGCCCACCGGCGAGGGCGGGCCCGUGUUCGGCGAGGGCGAGGAGGAGAACAAGCAGGACCUCGGCGUCACUGGCACCGGCUGA